This is a messenger RNA of Exophiala oligosperma, 3900 nucleotides long. RefSeq lists its product as uncharacterized. Gene Ontology annotation, cellular component: NatB complex; cytoplasm. The transcript is spliced from 8 exons. Gene Ontology annotation, molecular function: protein-N-terminal amino-acid acetyltransferase activity. NCBI's taxonomy places the organism in Eukaryota, Fungi, Ascomycota, Eurotiomycetes, Chaetothyriales, Herpotrichiellaceae. Bases 1019 to 3718 code for a protein of 899 amino acids. Gene Ontology annotation, biological process: N-terminal peptidyl-methionine acetylation. The record is from RefSeq and is a predicted model, not a curated record.
CUUUAUGUGCUGUAACCUUGUGGCGCUGGCCUCGCAGUGAAAAGAAAUAUCGUCCGACCUUGGCGAUCACGAGUCACCCACGUGAAUAACAUCGUGAACAUGAAUGAGGCACCCAAGAGGAAUGAGAGUGGUGAAUAUGAUGCCCAUGAAUUACGAGGCUCGGUACCGCUAGUUCCCUUCACAUUCGCGGCGACUAAUUAAUAGAGGCCUUUAAAGUGGCCCUUUCUUAUCGAUAAGACUGCGGUUUCUUGCAGCUCGUGGGCUCUGCGUGCAACUGUGCAACUUCCCUCUGAUUAAUAUUUGGCUAUAGCGACGACAUGGCAACAUCAGCAGAGUCAGACCAGUCAGCUGGUCAAGGCGUCAAUUGGAACAAAGAAAAUGAAGCUUUCCAAACAAAGCGCACCUCAGAAUACUACGAUCCGUGCCAGGAAGCCGCGAACAAAAGCAUCAAGUGUAUGAACAGAAAUGGAGGAGAUAGAGAUAUGUGCCAGGAUUAUUUUCAGGCCUACCGGGAUUGCAAAAAAGAAUGGAUGGCAAGACGAAAAGCUGAGAAAAAGUCAUGGUUCAGCUGAAUGAACAGCCAACACUUGGCGAUGCCCAUAUAUCGUAAAUGAAAAUGUGAAAGGUACAUGUAUAACAGGAGCAUAUAGCAAGAUUUGCACAUAGCGUUGGCGCUGGUCAUGCACAUAUUAAUGUCACAGUAGGCGGAGCGUCUUGUAUGCCUGAUGUCAAAUGAGAUACCUUGUACUCCGUAUAGUGACGAAGUAAUUACUUUGAGGUCACGAUGAUAGCACCAUAUCUCCACUCCCUGAAAUAUCUCGUGUUUACUAUGACUAGACAUUUAUCUCAAGGCGUUGAAGGCUUGCUCGUGCCAUCAUCAACAGUUGUCUGAUGGCAAAGAUCUACGGCUACUCCGCAAUCCACUGUUUUUGUCAACUAGUCUUUGUAAAACAAUUUUCCCCUCAUAUCAUUUCCCUGCGCAUUCACCUUUGGUGGUUUGGGUGGCCGGUAUGUGAGAAUGUCGGAUCCAAGCGUGACUGAACGCAGGAUUCGUCCGAUACAGGAUGCUAUCGCAACCUCUAGCUGGAAACAGGCCCUCCAGGCGUGUGAUAAGUGGACAAAGAAGGGCGAGAAGUCCGACAGAUUCCUGGCCCUGAGAGCAUUUGUUCUUGUCAGCCACCCUGAGCCAGUUCAUCAUGUUCGCGGCCGUGCAGAGGUCGAGAACCUCUGCAAGCGUAAUCCUCCGAUCACUAACCCCGAAGCCAUAUAUCAAUUGCAGGAUGCGCUUAAGGCUCUCGGUAUGGAAGCAGAGGGCGAAGGUAUGAAGCUGUGGGAAAGAGCAGCAGUAGCAAAGCCCAAUGACAAAGACCUGCUUAUGCGCUGGAUCAAUCAAGCAAUUUACUCAAGCGACUGGCACAGUGCUCAAAAGGCCGCCAUGGGUUUGCGAAAAUCAUUCCCCAAGGACCGAAACUACGAGUUCUGGAACAUCGCCAUGUGUUAUUUGAUAUCCGUACAAAGCGGCGUGCCAGAGAAAGACCGCAUGCUAUUUGGAACUCUGGCAUACAGGAUGAUCACCAAGGCUGUCGAGGCGAUUCCGCCCGGUCAGGACCGCGUCAUUGCACCCGGGAAAGAACUGGCGACUCCAGAAGAAGUCUCGUUGCUUGUCCAGAUUCUCAACUCGACUGGUCGCCCACAAGAGUCUGUAAAGCUAUUGCAGAGCGCUUCUCUGAAUACAAAGUCUGCGAUCGGCAAGCAAGAUAGUCAAUUGAUAGCGCUUCUGCUUGCUCAAUCUCUCGAACAGUCACAGCAGUGGGAGGAGGCAUUCUCCUACUGCCAUGGAUUACUAUCGUCAAGCCAGUACUCCCGGAAUGACGACCAAGUUUGGGGCCUCUACCUAACGGCACUAUCAAACUUGCCUUCGGAGAGCUUUCGACCAAAAGCAAAAGAGAUGCUAGACUUUGCCUGUACGGAAAGGGCAUUUUCAAGGAGCGCACACAUGGCGAUGAUGAAGUUCUUAUCAGGCGAGCAAGGAGACGAUCAUCUGGAAGACCUUCUUCGAACCUGCCUGAAGUACGGAUGCAACUUUUCUGAUAAAGCUUUUUGCUUCGACGACAUGAAAAUUGCUCUACGUCGACUCGACAAAAAUCGGCUUGACACGUUCAGCGAAUCACUCCUCAGUCCCACAGAUAUUCUGAAAGAUCUCUUCAACCUCAAAGUCGACUAUAGCUUUCUUUCGGCCGACGCAGGCGAACAACAACUCAUAGAUUCUGCCCGACGAACCCUGUUGCUCUUCAAACGGGCCCAAGAGACCUCUCAACCUUGUCAAGAAGCCGCGUUCCUAGCUGCAUUAGCUAUACUUCGGCUUUCGAUGAAGAAAAAUUCCAACGAACUUGGGUUGUUCGCUCUGGCUUUGCUUGAGACAGGACGUACUAAAUCCGGAGACUAUUACUUAUUCACCAUCUUAGUUGUCCACCUUCAAGUGCACUUCGGCCUCAUGUCUCUGGCAAUGAAAACAUUCCUGCGGCUCAGUGUCAAGAACAUGCAGUGGGAGUCUGUCGGCCACCUCUUCUUGACACGCAUAUCAACAUUGCAUCCUGCGCCGAGCGGUGCAGGCGAAGAAGCUUUCGAUCCAUCCCAUGCCGUCGGUAUUGGUCUAACGAUUCUCGAGAAUGCAGAUAAUGCCCUUGUCCGCGGCAUUCGAGAAGGCCUCAGCCACGGCAGCUAUUCCAACAUCCACAACAGCGUGACGGUGCGAUCUCAAAUCGAACACAGUAUGAACCGACAGCUGUUUAUGAUCGAAGAGCGCAAGCUUGCGAGACAGCUGGGGAUACCUCAAGACACCAUGUUACCCCCCUGUCCAUCACACCUUGUCGAUAAGCGAGACUUUAGCUACCUCCCCUCUUAUCGUGACGAUGAUCCUGAGCUGUUGCAAAGGUUCCGAUGUGGCCCUUUGCCGAAGGAAAGGUGGAUAACAGCAAUGGCCGCCUUUGAGAAUGUGGCGACGUAUCUCGAGGCACAACUCACCUCGCAGUCGACCUUGUUGGCCAAGGUCUCUGAAACCUUGAACGGCGCCCUCACACAGCUUGAUAGUGUCAGCAACGAUCUCGAGAAUUCGGACCUGACCAAACAAGAAAUCUCCAACCUGACGUGUUACAAGCUUCUGGCUCAGGCUGUGAUCUUCAUCAGGGACGGAUCAGCCAAGCUAGACCAAUGGAACGAUGUAUUGUCCCAGCUUGAUCGAUGGCUUUCAAAGACUCUCGAACAGCGCAAAACGCACCCCUCUGGCUUCUCGGUGAGCGAUGUACGCCUGCCAAGCUGGGAGGACCUACACAACAGCCUGAGUCAGCUGGAGACGCUCAAGGCCAUUGCCAUGUUGCUGGGCGUCUUGUCCAAAACAUCUUCCAAGGGAGCCAAGGGCAAGGUCGCGGCCAGUCCGAGCAAGGAGUCACUCGGUGACGUGCGAGAACGUGUCUCGGAGCUGGAGAAGCAGAUUCACGACGAUGCACGAGACUUGAAAGAGCAAGUCACCGCGGCCGGCGUGCUGGGCAAAUUGGUCGACGUGGGUCUCGGUCGCGAGGGCGUCCCCUCCGAGCUCGGCAGUAUAAUGCAGGAGCUGUGCGAGGAAUCCUGGAUGGAAAACUACUGUGGGAACAUGAAGGAGAGCUGGGAGGAUGCCGUCAAUGGGGUGUUGGCCGUCAAGGUCAAGGUAUACUCCUGAGGAGCGGAUCCUCUUCUUUUGCUUCACGCUGGUUUGUUCCGUACUCUGUUACACACUUUGGUCUGCGACUUUGGUCUUGCAUAGCAUCGGGGGCUCGCAUUGGCAGGAUACAAAAACACCAGUUAAGUUCUACUCGGUAGAAUAUCACAGUUCCCUUGGGAAAAAACACACGCAAAAGAGAG